Molecule: messenger RNA, 1392 nt
Organism: Selaginella moellendorffii
Lineage: Eukaryota; Viridiplantae; Streptophyta; Lycopodiopsida; Selaginellales; Selaginellaceae
Product: wall-associated receptor kinase-like 20
Exons: 3
Coding region: 1-1392 (463 amino acids)
Biological process (GO): protein phosphorylation
Molecular function (GO): ATP binding; polysaccharide binding; protein kinase activity
Source: RefSeq, a predicted model, not a curated record
AUGACAAUAAUUGGUAGCGCCGCGAAAGAAUGUGCGAGCUCCUGCGGAAUUCAAGAUGUGCACUAUCCCUUUGGAUUGCAAUUUGGAUGCGGAGAUCCCUCUCACUUGCUCAAGUGCACUGGCAACACUCUCGUGCUAACUCUCAACAAUGGCGCUGAUUAUCCCCUCACCAUUCUCUACCCCGAUAGAAAGCUCGAGAUAAGGAGCCCCAGCUCCAUCAGAAAUCUCCUCCCGGACAUCUAUUUCAACAAUUUCUCAGAGUCGUGCAGCCCAAACUUCGUUCCGGCUCGCCGGUGCACAACAGAGUGUCUUGCCUCCAACGUCCCUGCCCCUGAGCCGGCAUCCACAGAGAAAAAUCGCUGCAAUAUCAGGUUCAGACUGCACAAAAACCUACAGCAACGCUCCCAUCUCGCACAAAGGCUGAACGAUUUCGAGGCAAGGCACAUUUACUCCUACAAGGACUUGCACGUUGCAACCCAAGGGUUCAACGAGGGGUUCAAGCUGGGAAGCGGUGGAUUCGGCACGGUUUACAAGGGCAUCUUGCAAGACGGCACCGUGGUUGCCAUCAAACGCAGCAAAAGCUCCGCCAACUUUGGAGUCAUGGACGAGCAGUUCCUCAACGAGAUCACCAUUCUCUCCCAGGUGAACCAUAGGAACCUGGUAAAGCUCAAAGGGUGGUGCAUGGAUACUCGCCGAAACGCCCCUCCACUGCUCGUGUACGAAUACGUCACCAAUGGAACGCUGCUGGAACACUUGCAGUGCAAGCGAGGGGUGGUUCCUCUCGGCUGGGAGCAGCGCCUGCAGAUUGUUAUCGAGACCGCGGAGGCGCUGGCGUACCUCCACUCGGUGGCGGCACCGCCGAUCUACCACCGCGACGUGAAAUCGUCCAACAUUCUCCUGGAUGAUAGCCUGAGUGCCAAGGUCGCCGACUUUGGAAUUUCCAAGCUCGUUGGAACUGGCGAUGCCGCCACCACGCACGUCUCCACGCUCCGGAUCCAAGGCACUCCAGGCUACUGCGAUCCGGAGCUCAUGACCACUUUCAGGCUCACGGACAAGAGCGACGUCUACAGCUUUGGAGUGGUGCUGCUGGAGCUCGUGACGGGGCAAAAGCCGCUGGAUUUUGGGAGGGAAUCGAGCAGGGUGAACUUGGCCUUCUACUCGCUGCCGCUGAUAAGGAUGGAGAUGAUUGAGGAGCUCGUGGAUCCCAAGAUGGGAGUGGUGAGCGCGGUGGAGCGCUGCAGCGUCGCGAGGGUGGCCGCCUUGGCGGACAAGUGCUUGGCCGAGUGUGGAGCGAAUAGACCCAAGAUGAGAGAAGUGGUGGAAGAGCUCACGAGCAUAAGAGAGGAGAUGAGGAGUUUUUUAGACUCGGGAGAAGUGACCUCGCGAGUAUAA